UGUAGGGCAAAGAGUCGUUCACUGUGACACCACCACCUGUUGCUGGAAGUAAAUUCAGCCAACUAUCGAUUAGUUCAUCAUAGGUUAAUCCUUCAAUUUCGAUUAGUUGUUUUGUGCCCUUCACAAACUUCAGCCGAACGUGACGUCAUCAUACGUCUUUUGUUUUGUAUUUUGUUGCAAGAAAAGUCAGAAUACAUAACAAAGAACAGCUCCUCAGAGGCUCGAAUCUGCCAUGGCCGCCCCCGUCGCCAGUAAACCCUUCAGCGCGGGGGAUACCCGGAGGAUUCUGCGUCAUCUGCAGCAGCCGGCGGUGUUCGUGAACGCGACCUGCGACUGGCCCGCCCUCCGCUGGACCGCGGAGCACCUGUCCGUCUGCCUCGGCGACAAACUCGUCCGGUUCAGACUCGGGAGAAAGGAGGAGACGAACACACCACUGUUUGAAACCCAGUGUUCCUACGUGGAGGCCACGCUGGGGCACUUUCUCAACUGGACCCGGGGUCAGUCCAGGACUAAGGAUGUAGGACCCUUCUCCGAAUUCUCCCACUCAGAGUAUUGGGCUUACGCCGACUACAAAUACAUCGCGCUCUUGUUUCAAGAUCAGUCUUCCAUGUUUGAGGAUGUAAGGUGGUCCGACUUUGGUUUCGAGGGACGCGACGGGAGAGACAGCACCUUAUGGAUUGGCACAGAAGGGGCCAACACACCGUGCCACCUGGACUCUUAUGGCUGUAACCUGGUGCUGCAGGUACAAGGACGGAAACGCUGGCACCUCUUUCCUCCGGAGGACACGUCUACACUCUACCCGACCAGGAUCCCCUACGAGGAGUCGAGUGUCUUCAGCCAGGUGGACGUGCUCCGUCCAGACCUGAGCAGGUUCCCCGACUUUCACGGAGCCAGAGUCCACGUCGUCACUCUGCAGCCAGGACAGGUGCUUUAUGUUCCCAGACACUGGUGGCACUAUGUGGAGUCCGUGGAUUCCGUCACUGUCAGCGUCAACUCCUGGAUUGAGUUGGAAGCGGACGACGUGGCGAGAGUUGGCGAAGCGGUGACAAAGGCCGUCGUCUGCGCUCUGAAAGGCCGCCGGAGUGAUGACAACACCGACGACUGGCUCAAUCCCACCGAGGAAGGGGUCGCAUCCCAUAAUGAGAACAUGCAGUAUUUAAACCUGGCGAUUGCAGCCUGUGCUCAAACACAAGAGGUCGUCUGCCGGGGCGAACCGACCUGGGAGCCCAGGGACAUGCGUCCGGCCAAACGGGACUCCAGCGGACAAAUUAGGGCAAAAAACAGCGAUGUAACGAGGGAUCCUUCAGCGUCCUUCAGCGUUCCCUACGGGCCGCAUCUCGUCUCCGUGCGCUGUCGGCAGGACGACUCAACGGAGACGAGGGACGUGACCCCAAAAGAUCCGGAGGUCGGAUCUCAAGAGGAGGGCGGUGACAGCUCGGCUGCGGCACAGAAAACCGAGCCUGCAGCUGCUGUGGCGUCCCUCCGGGGGAAACGCGAUCGCGCAGGUUUAUCUCAGCGUGACUGUGCAGACGGAGCAUCGGAGGACUCUUCAGAGGGUUCAAGAGAUUCGAUAAUAACCACUAAUGACCUGUUGGAGUGCCUGGUGCAUCCUGAUGUCAUCGCCCGUGUCACCGAGCUCUUACUGAAGAGGCACAUGGGGAGUCACGGGACCGCCGCACAGCCCUAGCUUCAAUAUUUUUUCCUGCCACACACUAUCUCAUUUUUUUCCGGCUGCGAGACGUCACGACCAAAGACUAGCCACUCGAUAUGACACUGUCGAGUGGCUCUUAACGUUUUUCUUGUUUUGUUGUCGUCGUCCCACACAGACUAAUCCCGUUUGACCCCCCCCCCCCGCCCCCGAGUAGAAGAAGAAUCAUGACCACUUGAAUGAAUUUAAUAUGCAAACAAACCACAAUAAUGCCAAGAUGUGAACAUUUGUUCUCCGGGUAAUGUUUUUCCUCUGUCGUGUAGUAAUGAGAUGUUGUCACUGAGCGGGAGCAGGCGGCCGAUGGUCGUAACGGCUUGAUGACGGAUGAUGAGCUGUGUACGGAGCGGUGAACGAAAUGGGUGUGCAUCUACAAAUAAACAUAAUCAUGUCAACCAGCAA
This is a messenger RNA of Scophthalmus maximus (turbot), 2107 nucleotides long. It is a transcript of the gene hspbap1, whose product is annotated as hspb associated protein 1. The transcript is spliced from 8 exons. NCBI's taxonomy places the organism in Eukaryota, Metazoa, Chordata, Actinopteri, Pleuronectiformes, Scophthalmidae. The record is from RefSeq and is a predicted model, not a curated record. Bases 233 to 1687 code for a protein of 484 amino acids. Gene Ontology annotation, molecular function: 2-oxoglutarate-dependent dioxygenase activity.